Messenger RNA from Nylanderia fulva, 1764 nucleotides. RefSeq lists its product as uncharacterized. Gene Ontology annotation, cellular component: plasma membrane. NCBI's taxonomy places the organism in Eukaryota, Metazoa, Arthropoda, Insecta, Hymenoptera, Formicidae. Gene Ontology annotation, molecular function: odorant binding; olfactory receptor activity. The record is from RefSeq and is a predicted model, not a curated record. Gene Ontology annotation, biological process: detection of chemical stimulus involved in sensory perception of smell; sensory perception of smell.
UUCCCACAUUUUGAAGUCCGCUCUUUUAUUUUUUAUUAUUUUUCGUCAUUAAAAGCAAUAAUUAAUUUUUUCCAAAUUUUACAGUCUCAGAUAUAUAUGUACAUUACUCUUAAAAGUUAAACGUAACACGUAACUUAUGAGAGUAUACAUUGGACUAAAACACAUGGAUAUAAGUCGCUGAAAUGUCACGAUUGCGUUUGUGCAGUUUUCUCACCCAAACAUUUCUUUCGUGGAGAUAUUAUUCUAUAUUUAAAAAAAAGAAACAUCUAUUGAAUUUCUUUCGGUAUUAUAUCGAUCGCUUAAUGUGCGACUGCACAUUAAAGAUAUAGUGUUAAAUUGCGAGUGUGUAUUUUGCGCCCUUCGGCAGUAAAGCUGAAUGCUGAAUUACGAAAUUAUAUAGAACGCUAAAAUUGACAUUAUAGAGAAGGAGAACUUGAGGGUUGGAAAGAAGGGUAAUAUAAUGGGCUGAACAUGAAUAGUGGGGAUACGUACAGAACCUUUGUUGACUUCAGUUCUCUCAGAUGUGUUUUAGUGCUAGAAGUGAAAUGAUCAAUGUUUCGGAACAUCUCAGUCUGAAUCGUAUUCUUUUACUCAUACUUGGUUUAUGGCCUUAUAAUAAAUCUAAAUUUGCUCGACUUCAGUUAAUCUGUUGUUUCAGUAUUCUAAUAACCUCCGUUAUAUUUCAGUUAACAAUAUUUAUGACUGCAAAAUGUACUGCAGAUCUUGUGAUUAAAAUCUUUUCUUUGACAUUUGGUAUUAUUUGCCUAACGAUAACAUAUAAUUCUUUUGUAGUGAAAAAUGAAAAUGUCAAAUAUUUAAUAGAACAGAUUAAACAAAUCUGUGACGAUUUAAAAGACAAAAAUGAAAUUGCAAUCGUAGAAAAAUAUGGAAGCGAUGCAAAACGUUAUACGGUACAAAUAACAAUACUUAUCGGAAGCUUAGGGUUUAUUUUGGCGGGAAUUGAAUUAUGGCCAGAUUUUCAAGAUUUAUUCUUAUCGGUGAACAAAUCUCGAACACGUCACCUGCUGAUUGAAACCGAGUAUUUUAUCGACCAAGAAAAAUAUUUCUACUUAUUGCUAUUUCACAUAAAUGCAUCUUUCUUCAUAGGAGUACUUACAUUACUAGCAACAGGGACCAUGCUCCAUGCAUAUCUUCAAUAUGCCUGCGGAAUGUUUAAAAUUGCUAGUUAUCGUAUGGAGAGCACAAUGAAGAUUUAUAUAUCACAAGAUUUUAAUCUACGGAACAAGAAUUUUGUUCAAGAGGGUAUAAUUUAUGCCGUAGACAUUCAUAGGAAAGCCAUGAAGUUUUCUGACUAUUUAAUAUCCAGCUUUGAAGUAUCAUUUAUGUUUUUAAUAGUAUUCGGAGUACUUACUUUGAGCCUCAAUAUUCUUCGAAUUACAUCAUUAAAAUUUAAUAAUGGUGAAAUUUUAAUACCUUUGAUAACACUCGUUUGCUGUUUUUUAUACAUGUUCUUAACCAAUUUCACCGGUCAAGAAAUUACAAAUCAUUAUAAUUAUUUAUAUGUUGCUGCGUACAAUGCUCAGUGGUACAUGGUUUCUUUACAUAUACAAAGGCUUAUAUUGUUACUGUUGCAAAGAAGUAAUAAGUCAUUUGGUUUGAAUAUUGGUGGAAUGUAUGUCGCAUCUAUAAAAUUUUUUGCUACGCUGAUGAACACAUCCAUGUCUUACUUUACGGUUUUAUAUUCAAUGCAGCAAUGAGAAAAAAAAGUAUUAUAAUAUAGAUAUGGUUCAGCAAUUAUAUAUU